This is a messenger RNA of Osmerus eperlanus (European smelt), 2169 nucleotides long. RefSeq names its product lysophosphatidylcholine acyltransferase 4 (gene lpcat4). Gene Ontology annotation, cellular component: endoplasmic reticulum. The transcript has 12 exons. Gene Ontology annotation, biological process: phosphatidylcholine acyl-chain remodeling. NCBI's taxonomy places the organism in Eukaryota, Metazoa, Chordata, Actinopteri, Osmeriformes, Osmeridae. The coding region runs from base 365 to 1738 and encodes 457 amino acids. Gene Ontology annotation, molecular function: lysophosphatidic acid acyltransferase activity; 1-acylglycerophosphocholine O-acyltransferase activity. The record is from RefSeq and is a predicted model, not a curated record.
UAGAAAAGGGUAAUGCAACAAGCUUCGCAGUCUGUUGUUGACAAGCCAUGUGGAGGGACGGGAUUCGUUUUCUGUUCCUGGGAUUCUAACCAAGCAACGUCUGUAAAUACUUUUCACGGUGUGUCGUUCAUUCGGUUUAAACGUUACGCACUUCACUUUUUUUGGAUUGCCAUUGGGGUCUCUUUCCACGACGUUACUUUUCACAUCGUAUGUCCAGUCUCUGCCCUCUAAAUUUCUGGACAUUAUCGUAUUUUUUCCACGCACGUUUUUUGUUGUUGUUUACUUUUAAGAACUUGGUGUCGUUCGAAACAAGACUUUUUUUGAGGACUUCUCCGUCAAACUUGUCAAAGCUUUCCGUGUCGUCAUGGAAAGACGCUACAGUCACUCAGCAACGCCAGACUGUCCACACCCGUUCGUGCACAAACUGAAACUGACCACUGCGCAGCAAAUCAGGGGAAUAGUUCAAGGAUGUUUCCUCUUCCCCAUAAGAAUGACUCUGACCGCCCUCAUCUUCCUCAUCAUGUGGCCAUUCGCGCGCCUACGAUUUGCUGGUCUGUCCGAGGAGGAGCGGGCUAAGCCAGUCAGCGGCUGGCGUCGUUGGCUUUUCCACCCCAUCAUUUCCCUGCUCAGCCGAGCGGCUUUCUUCUCUCUCGGGUUCCUGUGGAUCAAGGUCAAAGGUCGCCGGGCCGGACUGAAGGAGGCGCCGGUGCUAGCCGUGGCGCCUCACAGCGGGUUCCUGGACAUGCUGGUUCUGUGUCCGACCCAACUGCCAACCGUGGUGUCGCGCUCUGAGAACGCCGGCCUGCCAGUCAUAGGAGCCCUGCUGGAGUUUAACCAGUCUGUGAUAGUGAGCAGAAAAGACCCAGAGUCCAGGAGGAAGUGUGUCACCCACAUCAAAGAGCGGCUCACGUCCAAUGGACACUGGCCUCAGAUGCUGAUGUUCCCAGAAGGCACCACGACGAAUGGCAGUGUGCUCAUCAAGUUCAAACCUGGUGCCUUUCUAGCUGGCGUCCCUGUUCAGCCGGUCCUGCUGCGGUACCCUAACAGACUGGACACAACCCGGUGGACUUACAAAGGAACCAGCUGGAUUGCAGCACUGUGGUACACCACUUCUCAGCUCUACACAAACGUCACUGUAGAGUACAUGCCAGUUUACACGCCAUCCCCGGAAGAGAAAGCCGACCCCAACCUGUAUGCUGACAAUGUUCAGAAGCUCAUGGCCAAAGCCCUGGAUCUGCCUGCCACAGACUAUGUGAUGGAGGGCCGUGUUCCUGUCAACAAGCUGGUAGGCAUCUCCCUCCCCCUGGAGCCCCCAGCCAGACAGACACUCUCCCUGCUGUACAAGAACGGGUUCAGAGCUGCAGAUGUGGAGUCAGCCCUGGUCAGGAUGAUUGACAGGUGUCAGUCGGGUCAUGGGUGGAUGGUUGGGAAGGACGAGCUGCCGUCCCUUCUGGGACUGACGGACAGACCGACGGCGGCCAAGAUCUACAGCCUCUACUCCAAGGAUGAGGAGGUGGACGUCAGACAGAUCUAUUUGAGUGUGGCUGCCAUCUCUGGCCUGGUGGGCCUCAAGUCUCUCCUGCACACUGCAGUAACUAUGUUUGACUGUGACGGUGUUGGCAGUCUGAGUGCAGUGGAGCUGUCCGACCUGAUGGGGGCGCUGGUGGGCAUUCCCCAGCACAACACCACAGCGCUGUACACGGAGCUGGCGUGGGGGGGGAGACCCACAGUAGGGUGAGUCCAGCCUGGCUGCUCCUCUGUUCUCACACACACACACACACACACACUGUGAGACUGAUCAGCUUCUUCAGUUUAACACUGGGACUGUUCUGUGGGGCCAGAUGGAGGAGGAGGAGGAGGAGGAAGUCCAGUCACUGACCAGCACACUGAACGGUCUUCUUGGUUAUCUCACUUGUUAUCGGGUCACAUUUUAUGAUUACACGUGACGCGUUGCUAUGGUUGCCUCGGGCUGUGCUUUGUCAUCACGACCCCCUGCUGUUAAACGUAAUGUUUGUUCUCCUCUACAGAGGACCUGCUCAGAGUACUGACAUCACACCCGACCUAUCAGAGGCUUCUAAAUGAGUACCUGCAACCCGAGGAGGCGGGGGCCAGUGACGUCAUCCUCUUCCUUGACCAAUGGGGAGCCAGAGGCAGCAAAAACAACAACAA